AUGCCUCGCCUUCGAUGGCAGGAAGUAAUAAAGGCGGCGACCAAUAAUCCUUGGACAACAAAUUUCCGGCAUUUAAUCCAGGUCGACAGGGCGUGGCUGAAGCGCAAAGCUGCUGAAUCAGACCAGCGAAAAGCCAAGGUCGUUCACUCUGCAAACAGAAUCAAGUAUUGGAACAUUGUUCCCGGCGACCAGAUUCGUAUACGUGGCGACAGGAGCGACACCUUGCACUCUGUCCAUGCUAUUAACAAGCUAAGCAAUCAGGUAUUUCUCAAGCCUACUGAGGGUAACCAAGAAGGUGGAACCCGAGGCAAAAACUACCAUUACUCAAGAUGUCAGCUCUAUGUUGGCGACUAUGAAUUUCCCCCAGAACCAGGCUCAAUAGAAGCACAGACGCGUCGGGUGUUUGCGCAGCGUAUUGGCACUUCUAAGCCCGUCUGGAGUACGUAUCUCAAACGAUUCCACUGGAAUCGUUACGCCGUAAAAACAAUCCCCUCGGUCCCUCAGCUUCACGGAAAAAGGGUUCCAAUACCAUGGCCAGUGCGAGAGGAACCAAAAUAUGCUGAACCGAGCGUAAACUACGACACUCCAAAAGAUGAAGUCAUGAAAGUGACAUAUCAACCUCCUCCGUUCAACACCUCCCACCGAUCUUAUCUUCCCCAGCCACCAUCAGAAAGCGAGUAUCUCUUUGUGAUGUUCAACAGUGGUCUGUCUGCGACGUAUGGGGAUACUCAACACCCCGCGGAGCUCUACUUGGAGAAAGAGCUCACAAAUCCCCAUUCGUUCGCCAAACGCCACGAACGCUGGAAAGCAUAUCAGGCAUACAAGAAGACUCUACUCGCGGAGAUGAUACAGAAGGAGCAGAAGCAUCUCUUUGGCCGCACGAAAGAGCAAGCAAGGGCCGACGCGACGUUCAAGUGGAAGGAGCGCUUGGAACUGGAGAGAAAGGAGAAGGUGGCAAUGAGACAGUCGUUUGCAAACCUGAAGCAGGAAAGGAAGGCAAGGAGGAAGGCCAGGAAAGACGCGAAGAUAAGGCAGCGUCUGACGGAUAUGGUUUUGUCGGAUGCAGUCAACCAAAUCGUCCCGAGGGAGGUCGAAGCUUGA
This is a messenger RNA of Desarmillaria tabescens, 1101 nucleotides long. RefSeq lists its product as uncharacterized. The record is from RefSeq and is a predicted model, not a curated record. The transcript has 4 exons. Bases 1 to 1101 code for a protein of 366 amino acids. Lineage: Eukaryota; Fungi; Basidiomycota; Agaricomycetes; Agaricales; Physalacriaceae.